Molecule: messenger RNA, 586 nt
Organism: Achroia grisella
Lineage: Eukaryota; Metazoa; Arthropoda; Insecta; Lepidoptera; Pyralidae
Gene: Snapin
Product: SNAPIN protein homolog
Exons: 3
Coding region: 113-586 (157 amino acids)
Biological process (GO): endosome to lysosome transport; intracellular protein transport; lysosome localization
Cellular component (GO): BORC complex; BLOC-1 complex; synaptic vesicle
Molecular function (GO): SNARE binding
Source: RefSeq, a predicted model, not a curated record
UCAAUGUAAAAAUAGAUUAUUUUCUAUUUCAUAUUGUUUUCAUUUUCGUAUUCUGUAAUUAAUUAAUUAAUAUGUUAUAAAAUCUUAUUAUAAAAAUGAAGCACUCGUUGGUAUGAAUGCAACCUCAGUUAACACUAUGGACGAUACUGAGAGCACAACUUCUGCCGAUGAGAAUACAGGCAAUUUAUGUGACAAUCCAACUCGAGACACCCUUGCUGAAGGUUUAUUGGGCUUGCUAAAACCUACUGUUGAUCAGCUUGACGACAGAGUAAGGGCCACCAGAAUAUCUCAAUUAGAAUUGAAACAGCAGAUAGACUCACUGAAUGAGGAGUUGCAGAAAGUGCGUGAGGCAGUGAACAAUCACCCUGAUUUAGAUCCUUAUGUGAAGAAAUUGAUUGCAUGCAAGCACAAAGUGACUGUAGUCCUUAAUGUAUUACAAGCCUCACAGGAUAGACUAAAUGAAAUAAGACGCUCAAUCAAUAAAGACAAAGGCGUUCGCACAGCUGUUUUACCAGAAACCCAAGAACCCCAAGAACCAGAACAAAGUACCAGUGGUCUGGUGCCACAAGAUGACAGCAUCAACUAA